AUGGAUAUUGACUACAAUGAUGGUUCCGACAUCGAAUGGUCCUACAUGGAAGACAUUGACGAACAGAUGCCCGCUGUUACUAGCCUUAACAACAGCGACAAUCACGAUCCUUAUAGUAUGGAUAAAAACAUCAUCUCCGAUGACGACUCCCUCAUGACCGAUACUGUGGAUGGCCGUAAUGCUCAGGAUGGUAGUGGACACAACGAAGAGGGCUGUUCGUCUACUCCUACGUUGGCAUCCAGUCAUGUUCCCCUUCCCACUUCAUCCCCGAUGCAAGUCCAAACCACUAUUCCGAUACCUCCCGGAAAACCUUCCUCUCUCGAAUUUGUUUCUCCAAGUCAUGGAGAUAGCGACUAUUCAUAUGAAAUGGCAAGCACUUCGCCAACCUUGAGCCGCCCCAGGCUUCAUCGCUCGCCGCCUCUUCAAACUACCGCCCCUAAACAGUGUGUCUCAAAAAAUCCAUUUGAUGGUCGCUUCGCCGGGCAUGCCAAGGACUUAAACGCUCAACAUCUGACCACUGCCGGAUCAAAUCUGGACCACACAACAUUCCCACUGUCUCUCCGCAAUUAUCCAUUUCCUCCAAACCAGUCCGACGCUCGGAAAUGCCCACGGGUGCAUUCCCGUAGCCCAAUUUCUGAACCACCGUCGACUUAA
Blastomyces dermatitidis ER-3 is the source of this 654-nucleotide messenger RNA. RefSeq lists its product as uncharacterized. NCBI's taxonomy places the organism in Eukaryota, Fungi, Ascomycota, Eurotiomycetes, Onygenales, Ajellomycetaceae. The record is from RefSeq and is a predicted model, not a curated record. The transcript has a single exon. Bases 1 to 654 code for a protein of 217 amino acids.